AUGAGCACAUUAUAUAUACCUGGUGCCCGGCUGCAAUCCCUCGCCAAAGUCUCCUUGCGUCUCAGCGAUAAAAGAAUGUGCCGCGGAUUACUUGUGACUUCAUUAAUGCUCAACUUGAUCCACAGCGCGUGGUGUUUAACGACUCAACCCCGUAAUUACAUCGCUUCCGGAGAAGCUCGUUACUAUGAUGUUGCCACCGGUGCACAAACCACUUGCGGUGGAUAUCAUUCCAGUUCGGACAAGAUUUGCGCAGCUGGUCGAUCAGUUUUUGGCCAAGGACGUCGCUGUGGACAGUCUCUUGUAAUUUAUUACGGCUCUAAGCGUACAACCUGUAUCUUGGAUGAUAAAUGUCCAACGUGUGGGGGGAACUCUCUUGAUCUGUCUCCCGCCGUGUUCCAGGCACUUGCACCAUUACCGCAGGGAGUGUUGCGAGUACGUUGA
Messenger RNA from Puccinia triticina, 441 nucleotides. RefSeq lists its product as uncharacterized. The record is from RefSeq and is a predicted model, not a curated record. Bases 1 to 441 code for a protein of 146 amino acids. NCBI's taxonomy places the organism in Eukaryota, Fungi, Basidiomycota, Pucciniomycetes, Pucciniales, Pucciniaceae. The transcript is spliced from 4 exons.